AUGGCAUCUGUUCUGCGGUUUAUCUCUAACUGCCGACGAAAGACGAAGAAGAUGCCGAUCGAGACUCUGAAAGCAGUGGCCAGACAGGAGAACGUGAUAAAACCGAUUAGCGUCGGUAAGGUUCGAUUGCCAUUGCAGCGUGAGGAGUACGAGGAAGCAGAACGGUUAUUGAUAAAAAUGGCGCAAGCACAGGACUUCGUCGAUGAGUUGAAGGUGUUAAAAAGGAACAAGCAAUUAGCAGUUAAUCACUGGUUGUCUUUGGAGCGCUCCAGUCCGUUGUUCAAACUAACGCCGUUGGUUGAUGAGGCUGGUUUGAUUCGGAUGGAGGGACGAUGCGAGCGAGCGGAAUGUCUUCCGUUCGAUCUGCGCUUUCCAGUGAUCUUACCAGCUGGUAACCGAAUCACUCAUCUGAUCGUACUACAUUACCACGAGAGAAGCGGCCACGGGUAUCGCCAGACUGUGAAAAACAGGUUAAAGCAGUUGUAUUACAUCGUGAAUAUUGAUGCAGUGGUCAGAAUGGUGCUUAGUUCCUGCAUGUGGUGUAGAGGGCGCCGUAAUCGUCCGAAGGUUCCACAAAUGGCUCCACUUCCCGAACAACGGAUUACACCAUAUCUGCGCCCAUUUAGGUACACUGGGGUUGACUAUAUGGGGCCUUUUGAAGUAACUGUUGGACGCCGGUCGGAGAAACGGUGGAUUGCACUGUUCACCUGCUUCGUGACUCGAGCAGUGCACCUGGAGGUAACGCAUCGAUUAACAACACAGUCCUGUUUGAUGGCGAUCUACCGUUUUAUGGGCCGACGAGGUUGGCCGCUAGAAUUCUUCUCCGAUAACGGGACAAACUUCCAGGGGGCCAGUAAGGAGUUACUGGUAUCGUUCCGUGAAAUAGAAAACGAUUGUGCAGAUCAGUUGACGAAUGCUCGGACGAAGUGGACGUUCAAUCCUCCUAUGGCGCCUCAUACGGGAGGAGUGUGGGAGCGUCUCGUCCGCUCUGUUAAGGACGUGCUAAAAGCUCUCGACGAUAGCAAGCGGUUGACCGAUGAAAUCUUGCAGACGGCGAUAACAGAAGCGGAGGACAUAAUCAACUCGCGUCCGCUCACGUACGUUGCACAACAGUCUGCUGAACCGGACGCACUUACACCGAAUCACUUUCUGCGGGUGGCGUCUUUAAGAUAA
Molecule: messenger RNA, 1173 nt
Organism: Topomyia yanbarensis
Lineage: Eukaryota; Metazoa; Arthropoda; Insecta; Diptera; Culicidae
Exons: 1
Coding region: 1-1173 (390 amino acids)
Biological process (GO): DNA integration
Molecular function (GO): nucleic acid binding
Source: RefSeq, a predicted model, not a curated record